Molecule: messenger RNA, 2086 nt
Organism: Pecten maximus
Lineage: Eukaryota; Metazoa; Mollusca; Bivalvia; Pectinida; Pectinidae
Exons: 2
Coding region: 1-1302 (433 amino acids)
Source: RefSeq, a predicted model, not a curated record
AUGGCUGAUAGCAAACCCAGCAUUCAUCAGCUGAAAGUAUCGAUCAACUCAUCCGCAAGUCUCACUUCUACAAAACGUUCAAGUUCUUUUUCCUGUGUUAGUGGUGAUGACGUCAGUGAUGACUAUAGGGAGAGCAUACCAAGGGAUAAAAAGAAAACGAAGAAAAAACCGUUUAAACUAUUUGAAAAGCGUCGCAGUGAAAUAAGAGAUGCAGACAGCACUGUAGAACAAAAACAAAAUAAUAAUAUCACUUUUAAACAGCGACUUACAAAUUUAUUCAGAAAGAAGGAUUCAAAACAGUACAAGUUUUCUCAUUCAAAAUCAGGCGACGAUGGCAAUGCUUUCAUGGACAUAGACGGUUCCUGUACUGACAUUUCUGACUUUGAAAACCGAACAAAAAAUGACAAUACAGCAGUCUUUCCAGAAACAACUGAAGAUUUUGCCAGGCGACAUUUAAUGAUGGAUAAAAAUUCAGAUAGAUCGGCCGAGAAAGAGGUUGUGGACGAUAAGCUAUCACCUCGAGUUAUCCACGUCAAAAGCAACAGUCCGGUGGAGGAGUGUAUCGAAACGCAACAUCGUGAAGAAUGUCAGUUAGAGACCGAGGAGCAUAAAUCUAAACUAGAGGAGAGAUUGCAGGAAAUAUCUAGGAGGGAAGAAGAACUUUCUCGAAAAGAAGAUGAAAUCUCAAGGAGAGAAAAGGAGGUUUUAACAAGCCAACAGAACACUAUUGAAACACUGAAUGAAGUGGCUAGAAUAAUUGGCAAUAUUGCACAAAAUCCUCGAUAUGUAAACAUAUCGCAGUGCAAAAGUAUUAAGAUAGGAACUGGAGACGAGGAUGUCAAACAGAAUUUGGAAUCCGUGUGCAAUAUACUGGAUAGUCUGUGUGAAAAGUAUGAAGAUAUCAAGAAUACCACAGAAAAAACUCUAGAGAGCGUUAAAGAUCUGCAAAAGGAAUCGACUGAUCAUAGAGAACAGUUACAUAACCUGGAAGAUUUCUUAGAAUCAAAACUAAGGCAUCACACAGUAGCAGAGGGACUACAUCAGAUACCAACACCUUCCAACAAUGUACAAGAGCAAGGGCAAAUAUGUAACACGUAUCUCUCAGCACCUUCAAAACCAUCUAACAAUAUCUGGGGACCAUCCAAUGUUCAUGACUUUGUUGUCAGUUCACAAGUGGCAUUGGGUAAGGAUAUGAAACAAGUAUUGACAGAUGUUCAGUUACUAACCAAACUUUUGUCUCAAUCUGAAACAUUAAACUGUAAUGUGGCAAUCAAAACACGACAAAGACAUACACAAGUGUGAGAAUUACUGGAAUUCGAUUUGAUAGAAAUGAAAUUUUCACCAGAGCUGAAGAAAGCACAAUAAUGGCAGACCAGGUGUGAACUGGGGGAUUUAUUUGAAUACAAGAAUUAUUUGAUUACCAGAUUACUACAAUAAAUUGAAAAUGUAUAGCUAAAUUAUGUGAUUGACGCUAAAUAUCAAUUUCAUUCUAAUACACAUUAAAUUGCUUAUCAAAUGUUCGGAAUGGAAUGUUGAAUAUAAACUGUAUUCAUUUUCAACUGUAAAACAAGUAUUAUCAGCUUAUAUAAAUCACACUUGUUGACCCGGAUGGUGUGCAAGGUGUCUUACUGUGGGAGGAAACAGGCGUACUGGGUCCCCCAUACCUUUUCCCGUUCGACCCUGGAAUCUAGCUCCGGUCGCCCAAGGGUGUGUAACCACUUAUUGUCCAAUCACCAAUAUAAGGACACUGUAUUAUACAUUAACCAUUGAUAAGAUGCAUACUAGCAUCUACCCAGUACUCGUCAUUACAUAAGGUUAAAGGGAAGUCACUCUUACACAUUUAUGAAGAAUUUCUAUUUAAUGUGAUAAUAACUACAUAUAUCUAUAACCAGAAUAUUUUACACGUUAUAUAUCUUUAUGUUUGGGAACUGAUGAAGCUUUUAAUCUUAAGUAUAGAAAUUUGUGUAUCGCCAUCUUAUGAAAUACUAACUGACUGCGGUGGGGUCGAAAAGCAGCAUUAUCUGUAAUAAAAUAUUUUUAACCACACAAAACAGUUCGUUGUUCAUGGUAUGAUAUAAAAAACACA